Messenger RNA from Prunus avium (sweet cherry), 435 nucleotides. NCBI's taxonomy places the organism in Eukaryota, Viridiplantae, Streptophyta, Magnoliopsida, Rosales, Rosaceae. The record is from RefSeq and is a predicted model, not a curated record.
AUGGAGGGGAUUUUUUCGAUAAAAUCUGACGUCUAUAGUUUCGGGGUGUUAAUGCUUGAAAUCAUUAGUGGUAGGAGAAAUAGUAGCUUCUACAAUGCUGAUCAUGUGCUCAAUAUAGUAGGAUAUGCAUGGGAGUUAUGGAAAGAAGGCAUGGGGCUAGAGCUAAUGGAUCCAACACUAAAGGAUUCAUGUAUUGAAGAUCAAUUGUUAAGAUGCUUCCAUGUUGGUCUGUUAUGCGUGGAAGAAAAUGCAGAUGAUCGGCCCUCCAUGUCUGACGUCGUAUCUAUGUUGACCACUGAAACAAUUUCAUUGCCAUUACCUACAAGGCCAGCAUUCGUCAUAAGAAGAAAUGUUAUUAAGUCUGAUAUAAGUAGAGGGGAGUUGCAAGUUAUAUCAGUAAAUGGCUUGUCUAAUACCACAGUUGCUGGACGAUAG